Messenger RNA from Trichomycterus rosablanca, 2581 nucleotides. RefSeq names its product myotubularin related protein 7b (gene mtmr7b). Lineage: Eukaryota; Metazoa; Chordata; Actinopteri; Siluriformes; Trichomycteridae. Gene Ontology annotation, biological process: phosphatidylinositol dephosphorylation. Gene Ontology annotation, molecular function: phosphatidylinositol-3-phosphate phosphatase activity; phosphatidylinositol-3,5-bisphosphate phosphatase activity. Bases 174 to 2102 code for a protein of 642 amino acids. The record is from RefSeq and is a predicted model, not a curated record. Gene Ontology annotation, cellular component: cytoplasm; membrane. The transcript has 14 exons.
GGAUUAAACAGACAGAGAGGGGUGCAUGGUUAUUUGGGUAUACUGGUGCAGGAUACUGGGGAAUAUUGGAGCAUAUGGGGCGGCGGACACGGAGCGCGUCUUAUUAUUAAUAAACACAACCGGAGUGAGACAGUGAGGCAGUGAAGGGGUGAAGGGGUGAGGAGGCUGUGAGAAUGGACCACAUCAGGACACCAAAGGUAGAGAAUGUGCGUUUGAUAGACAGACUGACUCCAAGAAGGUCCAGGGUCGGGACUCUGUAUCUGUCCUCUACACACACCAUCUUUGUGGAGAACUCGGAUGCUCGCAGAGAGACAUGGCUCCUUCACAGUUUGAUCAGUACUGUGGAUCGUCCACCUGCUACCCCUGCAGGAAGUCCUCUGCUUCUGCGCUGUAAGAACUUUCAGGUGUAUCAGUUUCUGCUGCCACAUGAGAAGGAGUGUGCUGAUGUUCAGGAGUCACUUACACGCCUCUCCAGACCAGAUGGUUAUGGAGAGCUCUACUGCUUCUCCUUUCUUCCCAGCGUUCCUAAGGAGGAGCGAGAAAAAACCUGGAGCUUCCUGGACCUCCGAGCUGAGUUCCACCGAAUGGGAAUUCCCAGCAACCUUUGGAACAUUACACCGGCCAAUCACGAAUACAGAGUGUGUGAUACGUACCCCUCAGAGCUGUUUGUACCAAAGUCAGCAACCCCUGCAGUCAUCGUGGCAAGCGCCAAAUUCAGGAGUCGGGGCCGACUUCCUGUUCUCUCCUACUUCCACAGGGACACGAGUGCUGCUGUGUGUCGCAGCAGUCAGCCUCUGUCUGGGUUUAACACUCGUUCUCCAGAGGAUGAACAAAUGCUCCAGGCCAUCAUGAAAUCCAACCCAGCCAGUGACUACAUGUAUGUGGUGGAUACACGCCCGAAGUUGAAUGCGAUGGCCAAUCGAGCAGCAGGUAAAGGCUAUGAGAACGAGGACCACUACACCAACAUCAGACUACAGUUCUUUGGUAUUGAGAACAUCCACGUCAUGAGGAGCAGCCAGCAGAAACUCAUUGACGUUGGGGAUCUCCGGUCACCCUCGAUGGGGGACUUUCUGUGGGGUCUGGAGAAUUCUGGCUGGCUUAAACAUAUUAAAGCCGUGUUAGAUGCAGGGGUCUUUAUUGCCAAGGCGGUAGCAGAGGAGGGGGUGAGUGUUUUGGUGCACUGUUCUGAUGGGUGGGACCGAACAACUCAGGCAUGUUCGGUGGCCAGCAUCCUCUUAGAUCCUUACUACAGAACCAUCAAAGGAUUUUUGGUGCUGAUAGAGAAAGACUGGGUGUCAUUUGGGCACAAGUUCUCACACAGGUACGCUCACCUGGACGGAGACCCGAAGGAGGUGUCUCCAGUGAUCGAUCAGUUUCUGGAGUGUAUUUGGCAGCUGAUGGAGCAGUUCCCCUGUGCAUUCGAGUUCAAUGAGCGCUUCCUUCUGCAGCUGCACACCCACAUUAAUUCCUGCCAGUAUGGAAACUUCAUUGGAAACAGCCAGAAAGAGAGGAGAGACCUGAGGAUCCGUGAGAGGACUCACACUGUGUGGCCUUACCUUUGGAAGGACAGAACAGAGUUUAUGAAUCCUCUCUACAGGUCGGACCACAGCCAGACUCAGGGGGUCCUGAGACCUCUCACCACGCCCUACUGCUUCAAGUUCUGGAAGAGCAUGUACAGUCCUGCAGAGAGGGCCUCAAGCCAGUCACCUUCUGAUUGGCUGAACACAGUAAAAGAGGAGUCACAGCAGCUAGAGGAGGAGCUCAACACCCACCAGGAGAGACUUGCUCAGCUGGUAGGGCCGAAGACACCGAGUGACACCAGAAAGAAGAACGGAGUGACUGAACGUUCGUAUCAGACAACUUGUAAGGAAAACGACGUCCCUCAGGAUUACUUUACCUGUAGAAGCUCCACACCGGGCGGUAAAAACCACACAGCUUCCUUCACACUACCACUAAAAUCACCUAAGGGAAGCGAGCACGACGACCUUUCUGCCUGCAGUGACAUUGAGUCAGGGGUGGCUGAUCUGAGCAGCUAUGCCUCCAGCGCCUGCGAGGACAUUAAAUACCCAGAUUCGGACGAGAUGGCUUACGCAAAUGCCUGAUUAAAAUCUGAAGGCUGGUGCUCAGAAUUCAUGUUAAGGUUUUCUGUAGAAGCUGUUUACCUUAUUUAUUUGGACCAAAAUCUUUAAUUAUAUUUAAGGGAUUUUGAAAACGUGUUUGAUGUGUGACAGGUGUAAAUAUUUAUAAGCACACGAUCAAUUUUAAACCUGUGUAUUUAAGCCAUGGAACAAAACCAGAGUUAGAUUGGUUAGUGACAACGUUGUGUAAUUUUCCUUUAGGUCAACAGUAAUAAAUAAUCUAGCAAAUAAAACGUCUAGGAUUCAAGUUUGUAUAAAUAAUACGCCAAUCAAAUUGAAAUGGUACUUUUAUUGAAAACUGUGAAAACAUAUUGAACUAGUGAGUAGUUUUUUAUUUUUAGAAUAAAGAUGGUUGUUACUAAAUAUUUUUCAGGGACUUAAUGUUGGAUUUGAACAAAUUUCACCAUCCCCCCUAUCCAGGGACUGAACAAUGUUAGAUUGAG